AUGUCCACAGCUGAAAUCAUCUCCAUCUCCACUGCCUUGAUGGCAUCAGGUGGUAUCGCAACCCUGACAUUCUUCGACGUCCCCGAGCUUCAAUCCCAACCUGCCUCUCGCUCUCUACCCUCUAUCCGAUGGCUGUUUAGUCGCGGGUCACACGUCUUCCCAUCCGCCUCACUUCUCUCAACUAUCGGGUUUAUAUACUCUGCAUCUUCCAGCAACUUGACAGGCUUUGGAUCCCUCUUCGCUAUCUCAACCAACACUCCCAAGACCAACACAUUCUUGACCGCUGCGGCUCUAGCUUUUAGCAUCGCGCCGUUUACUCAACUCAUGAUUCCGACGAACUUUCCUCUCAUUGAGGAGAACAAUAGACUUGGUGGAGCUAGAAGUGAGAAGGCGGCUGAGCAAGACUCGUCGUUGGAUAGAAGUGCUUGGGAAUCUGUCAAAGGAACUGGUGAAGGUUUCGAGUUUACAGAUCUGAGUGGUCCCCAGGAACAGACUGAAAGGGAGUCCACCGCAGAGGAAGAUGAGAAGGUUCGUAGUUUGUUGGAGAGGUUUCGAUGGUUGAAUCUCGUGAGAGGUGUUCUUAUUGGGGCUGGAGGAGUCGUUGGUCUCUAUGCUGCGAUCAACUGA
This is a messenger RNA of Fusarium subglutinans, 627 nucleotides long. RefSeq lists its product as uncharacterized. The record is from RefSeq and is a predicted model, not a curated record. The coding region runs from base 1 to 627 and encodes 208 amino acids. The transcript has a single exon. Lineage: Eukaryota; Fungi; Ascomycota; Sordariomycetes; Hypocreales; Nectriaceae.